Messenger RNA from Cotesia congregata, 655 nucleotides. The record is from the annotation of a GenBank genome assembly. NCBI's taxonomy places the organism in Eukaryota, Metazoa, Arthropoda, Insecta, Hymenoptera, Braconidae.
AUAAUUGCAGAUACUGAGUUUGUUACUAGCGUCAGGGAUGUGUAGCGCGGUGCUGAUAGGGCACAAUGGUGGGCACGGUAAUUUUUAUCCUGACUACUCUGGCUACGAAGGAGUAAGCAACGAUUACGAAGGACAUCACGUUCUACCGACAGUUUCAGUCCCAAUUCACGCCGUUUCAGCAGCUCCGUACCACACCGUCAAUCAUCACGAUAUUCAUCACCACGAUCUCCACCCACACCACGCUCCUAUUGAGCAUCACGCUCCUAUUGAGCAUCACGCUCCUGUUGAGCAUCACGAUCAUAGCGAAGAUCAUGACUACUAUUCACACCCAAAAUAUACUUUCAACUACGGAGUACAUGAUCCACAUACCGGAGACGUUAAAACGCAACAUGAAAUACGUGACGGCGAUGUUGUACACGGGUCUUACAGCGUUAAUGAGCCCGAUGGUAGUGUAAGGAUCGUCGAGUACACAGCGGAUGAUCACAACGGUUUCAACGCUGUUGUUAAGAAAGUUGAGCCUUCUUUGCACCCGGCACCUCAUCAUCAUACUGUCGCUCAUCAUCAUCCAGCUCCUGCGCCAGUUCAUGUCGGGAAAUACGUGUCCGCGAGUCCCGAUUACUACGGCUAUGAAUUUGAUAAACAUCACUUAAUAUGA